GUUCCCUCAUUAGCGGACUUCCCUCUAAUUUGGCUGUCAGACGUUUCGGGUCGGCAGCGUGCCGCGGCCUGCUCCAGGUCACACUUCGCGCUUCACGCCUAAUUGCUGAUGGAAAUGAAAGGCCGAGAGCUGCAGAUGAGGCGCACCGGUACAGGAAGGGCGUAGAAAUAAAAGAUCCUAAAGCUUGAUGAGAGAAAGAGCCACGAAGGGUUUUGGGAGGUGAUGGGGGGGGGAGCAGCCCGGACCUGCUGCUCUGCCCCGGUGUGUGAGGCACUGCCGUAACCCCACCCAGGAUGUGCCCACAGCGACAGCCAGCAUCGGGAUUUGUUAUGGGAAGCGGAGGCCGGAGCUAAGCUUGGCUGAAGCAAACCUUGAGCUUGUGGAAACGCUGUCAGCAGACGUUGGGCGACCAGGACGCUACUAGAUUGUAGUGCAGUAAAUAACAGAUCCUCAAUCCCAGGCCGCUCCUGUCUGCGGGAGACCUCCGGAGGAACUCCAAGUGCCUGGGGAGCCAGAGCAGAGUGAUUUAUCCUUUGCCAGACUCCCCCUCUGUGAAGAUGUCCCAGUCCUCUCCUGCUGAUGAAAGUACAACAUUUGAACACCUCUGGAGUACACUGGCACCAGACAGCACCUACUUCGACCUCUCUCCAUCCACUCAUACAGGCAACAAUGAGGUCUCCAACCGCACAGAGAUCACAAUGGAUGUCUUCCAGAUGAGAGGCAUGAAUGACUCUGUUAUGUCCCAGUUUAAUUUGCUGAACAACAGCAUGGAUCAGAGCAUCGGCAGCAGAGCAGCCUCCACCAGCCCUUACAGCUCCGAGCACACCUCCAAUGUCCCAACGCAUUCACCCUACUCGCAGCCCAGCUCUACCUUCGACGCCAUGUCCCCAGCUCCUGUCAUCCCCUCCAACACUGACUACCCAGGUCCCCACCACUUUGAGGUGACCUUCCAGCAAUCCAGCACAGCCAAGUCAGCCACCUGGACAUACUCCCCGCUGCUGAAGAAGCUCUACUGUCAGAUUGCCAAGACAUGUCCCAUCCAGAUCAAGGUGACCAGCCCACCGCCACCGGGCACCAUCAUCCGGGCCAUGCCUGUCUACAAGAAGGCCGAGCACGUGACAGAAGUGGUGAAACGCUGCCCCAACCAUGAGCUGGGGCGUGACUUUAACGAUGGCCAGUCAGCCCCAGCCAGCCACCUCAUCAGGGUGGAAGGCAACAACCUCUCCCAGUACGUGGACGACCCUGUGACAGGACGGCAGAGUGUGAUGGUGCCCUACGAGCCCCCACAGGUGGGGACCGAGUUCACCACUAUCCUGUACAACUUCAUGUGCAACAGCAGCUGUGUGGGAGGAAUGAACAGGAGACCCAUCCUCAUUAUCAUCACGCUGGAGACGAGAGACGGCCAAGUCCUAGGAAGGCGAUCAUUUGAGGGACGGAUCUGUGCCUGUCCUGGCAGGGACCGGAAGGCUGAUGAAGACCAUUACCGAGAGCAACAAGCCCUGAAUGAGAACGCAGCUAAAAAUGGCAACGCCAACAAACGCACAUUCAAACAGAGCCCUCAGGCCAUCCCAGCACUGGGGCCAGGCGUUAAGAAACGGAGACACGGGGAGGAGGAGAUGUAUUAUGUGCCUGUUCGAGGCAGGGAGAACUUCGAGAUCCUGAUGAAGAUAAAGGAGAGCCUGGAGCUGGUGGAGCUGGUCCCACAGCAGCUGGUUGACUCCUACCGGCAGCAACAGCAGCAGCUCCUGCAAAGGCAAAAUCAGCUGCAGACACCUUCCUCCUACGGCCCUGUCCUCUCACCUAUGAAUAAAGUCCACGGAGGAGGAAUCAACAAGCUGCCCUCUGUCAACCAGCUGGUUGGGCAGCCAGCACAGCACAGCUCUGGCUCGGCAUCAAGCCUGGGGCCAAUGGGACCUGGAAUGCUGAACAGCCACCCCAUGCAACCCAAUGGGGAAAUGAACGGGGGCCACUCGUCCCAGUCCAUGGUCUCAGGAUCACACUGCACCCCUCCUCCGCCCUACAACCCCGAUCCCAGCCUAGUCAGUUUUUUAACAGGAUUGGGGUGUCCAAACUGCAUCGACUAUUUCACCUCACAAGGGUUACAGAAUAUUUACCACCUGCAGAACCUAUCCAUAGAGGAUCUCGGAGCACUGAAGAUCCCGGAGCAGUACCGGAUGAUCAUCUGGAGGGGCCUUCAAGAACUCAAGCAGAGCCACGACUACGGGGCCCAGCAGCUCAUCCGCUCCAGCAGCAACGCCUCCACCAUCUCCAUUGGCAGCUCGGGGGAGCUGCAGCGGCAGCGCGUGAUGGAGGCCGUGCACUUCCGCGUGCGCCACACCAUCACCAUCCCCAACCGCGGCGCGGCGGACGAGUGGGCAGACUUUGGCUUUGACCUCCCAGACUGCAAGUCCCGCAAACAGUCCAUCAAAGAAGAGUUCACGGAGGGAGAGAUCAACUGAGGUUCUCCAGGGCACAACGGUAGGAAACCGGACACAAAGGGAGUCCAAGGGACGGGCUGGGGAAACCAAACCCUGCGUGAAACAUGGGAGAAUAUUUCAGCCUUGAGCAGCUGGAGAAGCAUCAUUUUGCUGGACUGUCGGCUGCGUGAGGAAAUACGGCCCCCAUCCGUCUGCCAGGAACUUCCCAGAGAGGAAAUCCCAGUGGUUUAUCAGAGGGUCGAUGGAAGGACGGGGCGGUGAGAGCUCCUGGAAUGCAGCGCAGAUGCUGACUGCACGUGGCAGAGGAGUCACCUGCUGGUUCAUCCUUCUGUUUCGUAUUGUGCUGGACGAGCCUGGCAUCAAACAGAUGCAGCAUACAGAUAGCACAUUUUCUGUUAGUGAGACCUACCUUCUUACCUCUGUUCUGUGUUCUCAGUGGUGGUGAAAACCAAAAAACAAUUUAGCCCUUCUCUGCUCCAUUCCUGUAGGAGUAUCUGCCAUUGACUGACACAAAGCAACUCUGCUUUCCCGAUGGACUGCCAGAAGAUGUGUCCCUUUCAGUUCCUUGUAGAGCAGAAGCUGAUCUCUUCAUCAGUUCCAGAUGUGUUCACGUACUUAAAUGUUUGUGUUUAUCAGCAAUGCGAUGUACAUACAGUAUACUCAUUGUGCUGCAAGGAGAGAAAAAGAUUUAUUUUCAUGUAAGCUAUAAAAAUUGAUACUCCUGAGACAAUAGCGUCAAGCAAUUACUUUUAUGUUCUAGCAUGCAGACGUGCAGAAAGUCGUGUUUCAAGGCUUACCUAUUCA
Lagopus muta (rock ptarmigan) is the source of this 3242-nucleotide messenger RNA. It is a transcript of the gene TP73, whose product is annotated as tumor protein p73. The transcript has 15 exons. Lineage: Eukaryota; Metazoa; Chordata; Aves; Galliformes; Phasianidae. Gene Ontology annotation, molecular function: RNA polymerase II cis-regulatory region sequence-specific DNA binding; DNA-binding transcription factor activity, RNA polymerase II-specific; protein binding. The coding region runs from base 558 to 2459 and encodes 633 amino acids. The record is from RefSeq and is a predicted model, not a curated record. Gene Ontology annotation, cellular component: nucleus. Gene Ontology annotation, biological process: protein tetramerization; regulation of transcription by RNA polymerase II; apoptotic process.